AGUUGACAAUCUUCUCUGUUUCUAAGUUUCUCUUCUUCUUAAAAGGAAUCUCCAUGGUACUUCUAUGUUUUUUUUUUUAAAGUGUUUUGAAGCAAAUUAUAAUUACUAUAGUAUAGGUCCAAAACAGAGUAAUAUUUCUGAAAUAUGACAAAGAUUUUCUUCUUAAUUUUCGUGUAUAACAGUGACUUUUCCCAAUUUUUUUCUUGGGAUAGAAAUGUUUCUAUAAACAAUAUAGUAACAAUUUGACACGCAAUGACAUUAACUAUGAACAAAAAAAAAAAGGAAAAACACGAAACAACUGACAAAAAAUUAGAGGCUCACGAUCAAAAUGACGACUGAGUUGGAGGAGUUCUGCUCUGGUGACUGGAGAGAGAGAUGAAGCUUGCAGGAUUUUCCCGCCGAUGAUCAUGAUUGACAGCAGCAAUGAUCGGCGUUGGUUCGCCGUUGGAGGAAGAACCAUCAGCUUCACCAAAAAGGAAAGGUGGUUUUCAAUUUUCACGUGGCGGAGGUGCAGAAGGGUACAAUGGUUCGAAUCCUAUUAAUACAGCAAAUGGGUGCAAGCCUGUUUUGUUUUCUAGCAUUUUGACUAGAAAGCUAGGUUUGAGUUUCAAGGGUGCUGGUAAAGUUAGCGCUGCAUUGGUAUCUGGAGAAGGGGAUGUCCUAUCUUAUCCUAAUAGUAAUGGAUCUGUUACUGGGAAAACUGGUUUUGUCAAUGGACUUGUUGACCAACCAACUGGGAUUGAGAUACAACCUGAUGCUAUAGGUUUUGGAACACUUGCGGCUGAAAUAACUCCUAUGACUAGUGGUUUCUUGUCUGAUGAAUACGACCUGGAUCAUCCUACAGAAGGAUUUGCUUCCAUCCCGGAAGCCAUUGAAGAUAUUCGUCAAGGAAAGUUAGUGAUUGUUGUAGAUGAUGAAGAUAGAGAAAAUGAGGGUGAUCUGAUAAUGGCAGCGUCAUUGGUAACACCUGAGGCCAUGGCCUUUAUUGUCAAGCAUGGAACUGGAAUUGUUUGUGUGAGCAUGAAAGCUGAAGACUUGGAGAGGUUAGAACUACCAUUAAUGGUGACCCAGAAGGAGAAUGAGGAAAAACUUUGUACAGCAUUCACUGUAUCAGUGGAUGCAAAGCAUGGUACAACAACAGGUGUCUCUGCUCGUGAUAGAGCUACAACAGUGCUGGCUUUGGCAUCAAAAGAGUCAAAUCCUGAAGGUUUCAACCGCCCAGGUCAUAUUUUUCCUUUGAAGUACAGGGAGGGAGGGGUUCUGAAAAGAGCUGGGCACACUGAAGCUUCUGUUGAUCUUGCUGUAUUAGCUGGGCUAGAACCUGCUGCAGUUUUAUGUGAGAUUGUGGAUGAUGAUGGUUCCAUGGCUAGGUUGCCAAAGCUUCGUGAAUUUGCACAGGCAGAAAAACUGAAGAUUAUUUCUAUUGCUGAUCUAAUCAGAUAUAGGAGGAAAAGAGAUAGGCUGGUGGAGCUGGCUGCUGCUGCACUGAUACCCACAAUGUGGGGCCCAUUUAAAGCAUACUGUUAUCGGUCAUUGCUAGAUGGGAUCGAGCACAUUGCGAUGGUUAAAGGUGAAAUUGGCGAUGGGCAAGAUAUUCUUGUGAGGGUACAUUCUGAGUGCCUCACUGGUGACAUAUUUGGGUCAGCCAGAUGUGAUUGUGGCAACCAGCUGGCACUAGCAAUGAAGCAAAUUGAGGCAGCUGGGCAGGGUGUAUUGGUGUAUCUUCGUGGACAUGAAGGUAGAGGCAUUGGUUUGGGCCACAAGCUCCGUGCUUACAACCUACAAGAUGAUGGACGUGAUACAGUUGAGGCCAAUGAGGAGCUUGGGUUACCUGUUGACUCUCGAGAAUAUGGUAUUGGUGCACAGAUACUACGGGAUCUGGGUGUUCAUACAAUGAGGCUGAUGACAAACAAUCCUGCAAAGUAUGUUGGGCUUAAAGGUUAUGGUUUGGCCAUUGCCGGCAGGGUUCCAUUAUUGACCCCGAUAACGAAGCAGAACAAAAGGUACUUGGAGACAAAACGUGCAAAAAUGGGGCAUAUUUAUGGUUCAGAUAUUAAUUCGACCAGUAACACCUCCUCUAUUGCCAUAUCCGAGACAUAAGCAGGUCUGUUUAGAUAUCCUUGUUGCUUGAGUUAGUAUGUCAAGUAGGUCUGCUGGGAUAACAACAUAAUCGGGAGAUGCUCUGACACUGGCAUUGAAUUUUGAUUUGCUAUUUAAUUUUAAAAUUUUAUAAUAGGGAACCUAAUCAUGUUGAAAAUCCUGGUUCAGGUUCACCAUAUCUAUUCCAUGUAAAUACUUUCUUUUUUUAAUUUUCUUUUGCUAUGGAAGUG
Messenger RNA from Theobroma umbraticum, 2330 nucleotides. The record is from RefSeq and is a predicted model, not a curated record. Lineage: Eukaryota; Viridiplantae; Streptophyta; Magnoliopsida; Malvales; Malvaceae.